Molecule: messenger RNA, 3305 nt
Organism: Hevea brasiliensis (rubber tree)
Lineage: Eukaryota; Viridiplantae; Streptophyta; Magnoliopsida; Malpighiales; Euphorbiaceae
Exons: 22
Coding region: 215-3202 (995 amino acids)
Source: RefSeq, a predicted model, not a curated record
GCUACUCUCUCCUUCUGUGCUGUGCCUCUAGUUGGUUAGUUCGCCUCUCAAAUACCAAUAACAGCCUCUUAGCUUUCCUCUGCAAUAUCAUCUCAAACAAACCCAUCAAAACCACUCAAAAAUCCCCAAAAUUCGACCUCAAUUAGCUCAAUUUCCAUUUCCAAUUUCAAUUCCCAUGUCUCUCAUCUGAUACUCAGUGAUCUUGCCUUUUUUUAUGUUUUCCUUGGUCAGCAUGAAGGGAGAGCUAGCUUCUGUGGUUGGAGUUCAGUCCCAGCAUGCUGGCUUGCUUGGUCUUAACCAUGGUGUUCCAAUUGAUACACAAUCGCAGCCGGAGGCAUCUGAGGAUGUUAACUGUAAGAGAUUCAAAGUUGCUAAGGUAAAUGGUUUCAUUGUUUAUUCUAGAGUGAAGAGGGGUAGAGCUAGUGAAUGUGAUAAAAUCAGUGAGGAUGUACAAAAUAAAAGGAUUAAUACCCUAGAGGAGCCGCAAUUAGAUGUAACCAAUGGAAUAAAUACUUCAUUUGAUGAGGAUCGGAAGCGUCGAGUUGUUGAAACUGUAAUUCAAAAGAAUCAAGCAGUGGUUGGAACUGUAAGCCGACCUGCCCUAGAUGUAAGGAGAGACCAAUCUUUUUGCAAUGUCGAAUUGCGCGUCUAUAAAGAUGAACCAAUAAGUGAGCCUAGGCCAAUUCCAGUCAAGAAAGUGGGAAGUAAGAGGGUGCAAAAAUUGGUUGCUGAGGGUAAUGAGGUGAAGACCAACAAGCUGAGACGGUUGACACGGUCAACUUUGAACUUUAAGGUAGAGCCUGUGGAGGUCAAAGUUAAUGGAUUAGAAGCUAUUGACAGUGAAAUGUUUUCAAAAGUAGAUGUGGAGAUGAUAGCUGAAGGAAGCGCGUUGACCCCACCAAAGAAGAAUUUAGAAUUGAAAAUGUCAAAAAAGAUUGCAUUGGAUAAUGUGCCGAUGACAGUCAAGGAGCUUUUCGAGACUGGUUUGCUUGAGGGGGUUCCAGUUGUUUACAUGGGCGGCAAGAAGUUUCAGGCAUUUUGUCUCCGGGGUACAAUCAAAGAUGUUGGAAUUCUGUGUUCGUGCUCUUUCUGCAAGGGACGUAGAGUUAUUCCGCCUUCCCAAUUUGAGAUUCAUGCCAUCAAUCAAUACAGACGCGCAGCACAGUACAUUUGUUUUGAGAAUGGGAAGAGCCUGCUUGAUGUACUGAAUGCAUGCCGAGCUUCUCCUUUGGAUUCUCUAGAAGCAACAAUCCAAAAUGCCAUUAGUGGUUUGCCAAAAGAGAAAACUUUCACUUGUAAGAGAUGCAAAGGUACAUACCCUACAAUUUGUGUUGGCAAGAUAGGGCCUUUAUGCGAUUCAUGUGUAGAGUCAAAGGAAUCUAAUGGUAGCCCAGCCUGUGAAACUGGUAUAAAGGCUAGCUUAGCCGAGCCAGUUUUAUCUGUGGAGUCCUCUGGAAGUGCUUCUGUGUCUACCCUCUCUCAAGAUAAUACUCUAAGGAAGAUAACUAGAAAGUCAUCAAAACCAGAUUUAAACUCAAAGUUGUCAAGGAGUGCUCCAGUGCGCGUGUCUUCAAGGAAAAAGAGAGAAUUGAAAAUCAUAACAAAGUCGUCAGAACAAGAAAUCAUCUUAAAAUCCUCUAAAAAUGCUUCUCUGCAUCUUUUCUCACGGAAAAGGAGGCAAAAGAAGAUUACACUGAGGACAUCAAAACCAGCAACAGUAACAAAGUCCUUGAAAAUUGCAUCAGCAGGUGUCUCUUCACAAAAUAAGUGCCAGUGGAGAAUAACAACAAAAGAUCAGAGGUUGCAUAAAUUGGUUUUUGAGGAAGGUGGAUUGCCUGAUGGGACUGAAGUAGCAUACUAUGCUCGUGGGCAGAAAUUGCUUCUGGGUUACAAAAAGGGCUUUGGAAUACUUUGUUGUUGCUGCAACUGUGAGGUCAGCCCCUCAACGUUUGAAGCUCAUGCAGGGUGGGCUACUCGCAAAAAGCCGUAUGCUUAUAUUUACACUUCUAAUGGUGUGUCACUUCAUGAACUGGCAAUAUCACUAUCAAAAGGUCGCAAGUAUUCUGCUAAGGACAAUGAUGACCUGUGCAUCGUCUGUGCAGAUGGUGGGAGUCUUGUUCUGUGUGAUGGAUGCCCAAGGGCCUUCCAUAAAGGAUGUGCAUCUCUAUCAAGUAUUCCCCGCGGUAAAUGGUUUUGCCAAUUUUGCGAGAAUAUGUUCCAAAGGGAAAAGUUUGUAGAACAUAAUGUCAAUGCUGUUGCAGCUGGAAGAGUUUCUGGAGUUGAUCCUAUAGAACAGAUAACCAAGAGAUGCAUUCGUAUUGUCAAAAACAUAGAAGCAGAACUUAGUGGAUGUGUGCUAUGCAGAGGUUAUGAUUUUAGCAGAUCUGGAUUUGGUCCACGCACAAUUAUACUUUGUGAUCAGUGUGAGAAGGAAUUUCACGUGGGCUGUCUGAGGAGUCAUAAAAUGGCAAACCUAAAGGAAUUGCCAAAAGGGAAGUGGUUUUGUUGCCUGGAUUGUGGUAGGAUCCAUUCUACUUUGCAGAAGUUGCUAGUCCGGGAAUCUGAAAAACUCCCAAUCUCUCUUUUGAAUGUCAUAAAGAAGAAGAAUGAGGAGAAAGGUUUGGAAACCAUUAAUGAUAUUGAUGUGAGAUGGAGGCUUCUUAGUGGAAAAAUUGUUUCUCCUGAAACUAAAGUGUUACUUUCACAAGCUCUUACUAUCUUCCAAGAAUGUUUUGAUCCCAUAGUCGAUACAACUGGACGUGACCUCAUUCCUUUGAUGGUUUAUGGGAAGAAUUCUACGGGCCAAGAUUAUGGGGGAAUGUACUGUGCAGUACUAGUUGUCAACUCAUUUGUUGUAUCAGCUGGAAUACUUAGAAUUUUUGGGCAAGAAGUUGCUGAACUUCCUUUAGUUGCAACGAGUAAUGGAAACCAUGGGAAGGGCUAUUUCCAAUUAUUAUUCUCCUGCAUCGAGAAGUUGCUGGCUUUUUUAAACGUUCAGAGCCUUGUGCUCCCAGCUGCUGAAGAAGCAGAAUCUAUAUGGACUGAUAAAUUUGGUUUUCAAAAGAUAAAACCAGACCAGCUUAGCAAAUAUAGAAAAAGCUGCUGUCAGAUGGUGACCUUCAAAGGGACAUCUAUGCUGCAGAAAGUGGUUCCUGCUUGUAGAAUUGUUAAUCAAAAUACUGAGUCCGUAGGAGUAUUGUAAAAGAGUGGUACGAGCUAUUUUUUUUUGCUGUGGAAGGAAAGAAGCCUACUGUUUACAUUUAAAUUUUAUUUUUAUUUUUUCUAUUAUUAUUAUUUUUUGAAAA